Molecule: messenger RNA, 1826 nt
Organism: Glycine soja
Lineage: Eukaryota; Viridiplantae; Streptophyta; Magnoliopsida; Fabales; Fabaceae
Product: protein JASON-like
Exons: 7
Coding region: 225-1523 (432 amino acids)
Biological process (GO): male meiosis II
Source: RefSeq, a predicted model, not a curated record
AAAUUUCAAAAUCGACUCGCCACUCGCACCUCACUCCUCACUUCUCACACACACACUUUCCACCAAAACAAAAGGAAAAAGAAAAUAAAAAAUAAUACAAACGUAACGUUAGCUUACCUGCUCCGAGCCUCUUCCAUGACACGCUCUGCCCAGAGCUGCUGCUGCUGCUGCUGCUAGCUUCGACAUUCAGGUUCGUUUCCCGAUCCUGCUCCCCAACCACCACCAUGGGAUGCUUCUUCGCUUGCUUCAGAGCCCGCGACUCCUCCUCCGCCACCGCCCCCACAGCUACGGUGCCUUCUUCUCCUUCCGGCAAACACAAACCUACCGAUGUUGUGGUCUCUCGAAAUCAGUUAUCCACUUUGUUUCUAUCCGAAGAGAGAGAAAACUCUGUUGUGCGUGAUGAUCGGAAGAGUUUUGAAGUGGGAUCUCAGAAAGGUGACUAUGAGGCCAAGUUUCUCAAAGCUGGUGAUACCUUGGCAAGGACCCCCCUUGAGAAAGCCCACCCUGUUGGUCAACCUUUCAAUCCCUCAACUCCUGUAAAAUGUUGUGAGGAAGGGGGGAAGAGAACUGAUUCCUUAGAGCAAACACCAAGCAGCUGUAUCUCCAAUGUGCUAAGUACUCAAUGUGACACUCUUGAUUCUACGGAAGGAAUUAGGACAGGGAGUCUUCACAGUUUGGAUAAGAAUGACAAGAAUACAGCUUCUGUUUCACCUUGGCCAUCAACCACAUACACGAGGAGGAACAAGUCUAUAGGUUUUGAAUGUGACAGUGAUUUAUCGUCCUGUGACUCAUCCGAUUAUGGUGGGCGACAUAUGAAAAAAACAGAUUCACUAAAUAAUGAGAGUACAUAUAAACCAUCGCCUAAUCCUACCCCGAUGAAGCUAUCUGAUGAGAUGCAAACUCCUGGAACUGCUUACCCUUCAGCAAAAGACUUGCCAAAUGGUAAGCCUCGAGUUAAGUCCCAGUUUGUGUAUCCAAUUUACAACCCUGGUCAUCAUUUCUCUCAGAAGAAAUUUGAAGAGAGUGAAUCAGUUGAGCCGUCUCAAGUUACAACUUCAACUUCUGAAAAAGAGUUAAAGAAAAUGUCUUGUGAAAAUGAAUGUAAGGUAGAGGAAAGCUUGUCUUCCUGGUUGAAGCCUGCAGCUGUCAUUCUGGAGGAGAGAAACAAGAGAAUGCAGACCAGUUAUAAUCAGGUCCGCAAAACACCUGCUGAUAGGCCUAUCAUUGGGAUGGUUGCAGCUCACUGGAACAAGGAUGGGGAUUCUCAAGCUCCUCCUCCGAAGUGGUGGGAUGGUAACGGCAUACCAAAUUCAACCAAUAAGUAUAAAGAAGAUCAGAAAGUAAAUUGGCAUGCAACAUCAUUUGAAGAGAGGUUAGAGAAGGCAUUAUCUGAGGAGACUGUCAUCUCUCAAAGGAAGGAUACAUGUGGCAAAUCAAUUCCUUUUGAUGAGAACGAAGAAAGUGAUACUGCUCUAUCUCAGCUGCAAUCUUCAACUCAUCCACAGUCCGUGGUGUCAUUUUGAUGUCUAUUGUCCCUCUCUGCUCUUUUGUCUGGUUAAAGAGAUAUUGUGGCAUUUCUCGAAACUAAGUCUGAAUCCUCCUCGUUCAAAAUGCUGAUUGGUUGGAACAAACAUUGGUUUAUUCGAAUUUUGUGGUAAUAUAGAACUAUCAAGCUGUGUCACACGGCUUGUAUUGUAUAUAAAUUAUGGGAAUUAUUGCGUAAAAUAAUGGGUAUUGGGACUUGGGAGUUUAGUAAUGUGUUUUUUUUUCCCGUUAAAAAUUGAAGUAGUUCAAUUUUGAGAUUCGCAUGAACUAAAUUUUUUGGA